AUGAGCUCAACUAAUUCGACUCCAUACGAACGAUCUUCCGCUGAUGCCGACUUCUGCAGUUCAUCUUCUGUAAGAGAAAAACAAAGGAGACAAGGUAUUCCAAGAGAAAAGGGAGAAAUGUCCGACAGAAAACGAAUACAAUAUCAUCAUAAAGUUGAACAGGCGGCAAUUGAAAUGAAACCUGAACAUGAAAAAAGUUCUGAUAUUGUUCGCCAGAAGGAUAUUCUUGUGAAGAAUUUUGAAAAGGAACUUCAAAGGUUGAUGCGUGAAAAAGAAGAGGAAGUUCGAAAAGCCCAAACUGAAACUCGUCGUGUUCGAGAGGAACUCACUGCGCAAGUUCGAGAUGCUGAACGUAGAGCUGGUCACCGUACACAGGAUGGCGCUAACCAAGGGGACACCAAACGGUUGAUUCAAGAGUUGUACGACCUGCGAGAGGUGAAGCGCCGUCUAGAGGAAAAUCUGAAAGAUGUGAUGGAAGCAGAUCGUCAAAAAGCAAGUGAUCUCAGACGCGUUCACGAGAAGUAUGAUUCAAAAAUGAGAAAAGUCCACAAAGAAUCAGAAGCAGAAGUAAGAAAGCUGGUAAGUUCUGUUUAUACACUUGAUACAUACAGGUAA
Messenger RNA from Limulus polyphemus (Atlantic horseshoe crab), 615 nucleotides. RefSeq names its product janus kinase and microtubule-interacting protein 1-like. The coding region runs from base 1 to 615 and encodes 204 amino acids. The record is from RefSeq and is a predicted model, not a curated record. The transcript has a single exon. Gene Ontology annotation, molecular function: microtubule binding; kinase binding. NCBI's taxonomy places the organism in Eukaryota, Metazoa, Arthropoda, Merostomata, Xiphosura, Limulidae.